UUUCUCGAGACUGAGACAAGUUGAGCAGAGUAGUGAAACUGCUACACAGCGCCUCUAGGGCUGUGUAUGACAUGUGCUUACAGAGGAGGAGAGUAGUGUGGAGAGAGGUGGGAGCUCAGAGGCAGAGAGCAGUCAUUGUGCGUGACGGACUAUGACAGUGCGGAGCGGCAGGAGUUAGAAAAAGACAAGAAGAAACAUGUAACCAGAUCUAUUCACCUGCAGAUGAGACACCGGGACAGAAACAUGCGAUGUGACAGAGAUUUACGCGCCCGUGGUUCACUUGUGCCUUCGCAAACACCUUCAGGGAGUUCACACGUUCCUGCGCGUCGACGGGCACGCAAUGUUUAGACGCAGACGACCGGCAGAGCCCCGCGGAGUUUGGAUGUGUGUUUCCACAGCUUUUCUCAUGCAACAAGACAAUUUGUAAGUAAGCGAGCGACAAGGAGCACCGCGAAUGUAGCCGUACACAGGAGGGGAAACAAGCGAAAACACUGUACCAGCCAGUGUCUUCCAGUGGUCAUCCCGCUCCCGUGUGUGCGAGUGUGUGUUUCGGUUUCUCGCAAUCCCGUGUGGGUAUAUAAUAAUAAUAAUAAUUUAAAAAAAAAGUAAGGGAGGAUGCAGGUGAAGAAGCACCGGGACUCGGACAGAAGCGGCGGGAACAUGCUGGAAGGUGACGGCCUCCGUAAAAACUCCUCAUGCUUCUCAAAUAUCAAGAUAUUCUUGAUAUCGGAAUGCGCUCUCAUGUUGGCACAAGGAACCGUCGGAGCAUACCUGGUGAGUGUGCUGACUACACUGGAGCGGCGGUUCAACUUGCAAAGUGCUGACGUAGGAGUGAUAGCCAGCAGCUUCGAGAUAGGCAACCUGGCACUGAUCCUGUUUGUCAGCUACUUUGGGGCCAAAGCGCAUCGACCUCGUCUGAUCGGCUGCGGGGGGAUCGUCAUGGCCCUUGGCGCUUUACUCUCAGCUCUGCCUGAGUUUCUAACUAAUCAGUAUGAGAUCGGGGAAAUGUGGAGGACUGACGCGGGUCGCGAUGUUUGCUCCAACGCCAGCAACACUGAGGCUGAGGACAAAGUGUGCUCCAACAGGGCCAACACUAAUAUGAUGUACCUGCUGCUGAUCGGAGCCCAGGUCCUGUUGGGGAUCGGAGCCACACCCGUGCAGCCUCUGGGGGUGUCCUAUAUUGAUGAUCACGUAAAGAAGAAAGACUCAUCACUCUAUAUAGGAAUCCUCUUUUCUACUCUGGUCUUCGGGCCGGCCUGUGGCUUCAUCCUCGGCUCCCUUUGCACUAAGUUCUACGUGGACGCCAUCUUCAUCGACACCAGUAAGCUUGGCAUCACUCCAGACGACCCACGGUGGAUCGGGGCCUGGUGGGCGGGCUUCCUCCUGUGCGGUGCCUUACUCUUCUGCUCGGCUGUCCUCAUGUUCGGCUUCCCUCAGUCGCUGCCCAUCAAGGAGAGAGAGGAGGCGGCAGACACUGAGCAGGUUAUGCUUCCUCCUCCUCUGAAUUCAGAGGCUCCAAAGUCCAGUAAUGGGGUUGUACACAACCACGAGCCUGCCAACAGCCCCACCUGCUGUCAGCAACUCAGGGUGAUUCCCAAGGUGACCAAGCACCUCCUGUCCAACCCCGUGUUCACCUGCAUCAUCCUGGCCGCCUGCAUGGAGAUUGCAGUCGUGGCCGGCUUUGCAGCCUUUCUGGGGAAGUACCUCGAGCAGCAGUUCAACCUCACCACCACCUCAGCAAACCAGCUGCUAGGUAUGACAGCCAUUCCUUGUGCAUGUUUGGGGAUCUUCAUGGGUGGCCUGCUGGUGAAGAAGCUCAACUUGUCUGCGUUGGGAGCCAUCCGCAUGGCCAUGCUGGUCAACCUGAUCUCCACUGCCUGCUACGUCUCCUUCCUGUUUCUGGGCUGCGACACCGGUCCCGUCGCAGGCGUGACGGUGCCAUACACCAACCGGACUCUGCGGGUGGGCGAGAAACCAGAAGCUCAGUGCAUCAGUCACUGCAACUGCUUCACCUCCUCCAUCAGCCCCGUGUGCGGCUCCAACGGUGUCACCUACCUGUCUGCCUGCUUCGCCGGCUGCUCCCAAACAGGAAGGACCACAUCUGGCAUCUCUCAGAACCUGACUGGCUGUGGUUGUGUAUCCACUGACAGUAAAUUGGCCACAGCAGUUCCUGGGAAAUGUCCGAUGCCGGGCUGCCAGGAGGCUUUCCUCAUUUUCCUGUGUGUAAUCUGUGCAUGCAGCCUGGUUGGAGCCAUGGCCCAGACUCCCUCCGUUAUCAUCCUCAUCAGGACUGUGAGCCCUGAACUGAAAUCAUAUGCCCUUGGAGUGUUGUUCCUUCUGCUAAGACUCCUCGGAUUUAUCCCCCCUCCUCUGAUAUUCGGUGCUGGGAUUGACUCGACUUGCCUUUUCUGGAGUUCGGACUGCGGUGAUAAGGGUGCUUGCCUGCUGUACGACAACGUCGCUUACAGGCAUCUUUAUGUGAGCCUUGCCAUCAUCCUCAAGGGCGUCGCCUUCCUCCUCUACACCACUACAUGGUAUUGCUUACGCAGGAACUACAAGAAGUAUAUAAAAGGUCACGAGGGCCACAUGACGGCAGCUGAGUUUUACCCUUCUCUAACAGAAGGCCCCAAAACUGACAGGACAAAGUUUAUAUAUAACUUAGAGGACCAUGAGUUUUGUGAAAAUAUGGAGUCAGUUUUAUAAUUUGUUACGCAAAAAAAUGGUGGACAUUCAUAUUCAACUCAAAGGACUAUUUUAUUCUUCUUUUCUUGAAAGGAUAAAAUGUUUUUUUCGUUUUGAUAAAGGCAAUCUAGUUAAUUAAUUAAUGGCCCGUUCAGGUCCCAGGAGAAAUGAGUCCCCACUUCGCUCCACGUCCUCAGUCAACUUUCGAAAGGGUCCAUUUUAGUCGUUUACGUAUCCGCGAGGUGUUGUCCAGUGUUGCCGGUGAAUUCCUGUGUUGACUUUGGUGGUAGAAGACGACUACAGUACUGUCGGGCUCAGUCCUAGUUGAUUAUUAGUGAGACAGUGGACAUGAUGCUACUACAACUAUAGUUGCCAUAUUUGUUUUAGGCCUGUCAUGAUUCCAGUUAUCUGUGUGAAAAAUGACAGUUUCCUUUCAGUCAGUGCACUGUGUGUCCUGUCUGUCACUCGAUAAUAAGAUUUUAUGAUUAAAACAGUUUGGGUGGUUCUUUAGUUAUUCGUAUUUAAAAGUUGCCAAGUGUUUACAAACUAAUAGUUCAUCGGUUAAUGCGUUUUACGUCAAUGCGGAAGGUUUCUUCGUCAAACAAGAACAGGAACAUGCUGACUGGGUUAUUAUAGUGGCCUAUUAGACGUUUUAAGUGUCAGAAAAUCAAGUCUAAUAACUUUUAAACAAAGGUUAGUGUUUUCACGUCAUCAUGCACUGUUCAGUUUCUCGUCCUCUUGCUGGAUCACGGGCACUGUUUCUCAUACUUGUUUAGACUAGACUGUGAAGUCUUGUCUCAUAGGUGCAAAUGUGCAAUUCAUAUCUGAUACGUCCGUGUUUGUUAACUAGUUUGGUGUCAGACUGCAGGUUUGUUUUUCAUGCCAGCUGUUUGUUUCAUUUCCAUGUUAUCUGCAGAGUUUAUUCAGCCUAAUAUGUCUUAAUAAGGGAUUAUUCGAUAAGAAUGUUAAUUAUGUUUUCUUUGGACUCUUGCACCUAGUGGAAGAGUCAAAGAAGAAUAUUUCUUGUGUUUGAACAUUCAAGUAAAAGAUAUAUUGAGUAAUAUAUUUGUUUCAUUAGGCCCAGAAUGUUUUAUUAGACUGUAUUUAAAAGGACAGUGUAAAUUAUAUUAUGUGUGUAUGUUUGAUGCCACAGAAGAUUUGGGACAAUUCCUAGUGAUGAAAUGCUGUUGAUAUUAUUGGGGUAAAAAAUAUCUGCUACAGGACACUAUGUGUGCACAACACACUGAAUUUAUUCCCGGACACGUAUUUGAACACCUCUUAAACCCAACUCAACUCUACUGAUCUCUCUCGCUCUCUUUCUGCAAUUACAGUUUUGACUUUUGUCCCUUUUCUUACACUUUUUGUAUGGCAACAUAUCAUUUAUUUUACUCUGGAAAUAAAUUAUUUUUCAGAAAAUAGAAA
This is a messenger RNA of Larimichthys crocea (large yellow croaker), 4104 nucleotides long. RefSeq names its product solute carrier organic anion transporter family member 3A1a (gene slco3a1a). The transcript is spliced from 10 exons. Gene Ontology annotation, cellular component: basolateral plasma membrane. Gene Ontology annotation, biological process: transmembrane transport; prostaglandin transport; sodium-independent organic anion transport. Bases 616 to 2703 code for a protein of 695 amino acids. Lineage: Eukaryota; Metazoa; Chordata; Actinopteri; Sciaenidae. Gene Ontology annotation, molecular function: protein binding. The record is from RefSeq and is a predicted model, not a curated record.